AUGGACACUGUUGAUUUUGUCAACGACAAGACAAACAUCAUUGUAACGGUCCGCUCUGAUUCCCUAUAUGAUCCGAACAAGGUAGUUCUGUACACAAAGAAAGAUGCCAAGAAAGGCCGUUUCGUUACAAAUGCCCCAGUUUCUGGAACGUACACUACGUGCUUCAAGAACGAAAAUAAGUUCAAGGUGGACAUGUUCUUCAAGUUCAAAUCGGGCAUCGAGGCUAAGGACUACUCCAACUUGGCGCAACUGCACAACCUGGAGGAAGUGGAGGUGCAGAACCAGUGGAUUUUAGAUGCUUUGUACGAGGUUCAAGAUAGCGUGGACGUUAUCCAGGAGCACGACGAGGAGAUUCGAUUGAUUGCGAUGGAUCUGGACAACAAGCUGAUCAUUUUCUCUGCGAUUACCAUUACUGUGUUGAUCUGUCUAUCUCUCGCUCAGACGGUGAUGCUGAAGAGAAGACUUGUGAAGGCGAAGCUAUUGUGGGUUGUUUGUUAA
Molecule: messenger RNA, 498 nt
Organism: Blastocystis hominis
Lineage: Eukaryota; Bigyra; Opalinata; Blastocystidae
Exons: 5
Coding region: 1-498 (165 amino acids)
Biological process (GO): Golgi organization; intracellular protein transport; endoplasmic reticulum to Golgi vesicle-mediated transport
Cellular component (GO): Golgi apparatus; endoplasmic reticulum-Golgi intermediate compartment; endoplasmic reticulum
Source: RefSeq, a predicted model, not a curated record